Messenger RNA from Paramisgurnus dabryanus, 2581 nucleotides. Lineage: Eukaryota; Metazoa; Chordata; Actinopteri; Cypriniformes; Cobitidae. The record is from RefSeq and is a predicted model, not a curated record.
CAUUAAACCUGAAAGAAGAAGCUCUUUGAGAGCUGUCCGUGUUGUGUUUGUGAUCUUCAUCAUUUAUGUGAUUUAAUGUUUGUUAUCUCCCUAAGUGGGAAUCUGUCCAUGCUGGAUAUUGAUGAUUUCAUCACAGAAAUCUCUCAGCUGAAGAAAGAGGUGGCGUUACUGGAGACAAAGCUGAGGUUAAGAGGAGAUGAAGGACAGAAGAGGGAGAAGUUGCGUCUUCAAACAAGCUGAUUCACCUUUUCAUCUAUGAUGACAUCAAUAUAGGGAGAAGCCCUGCCCACAACUGGUGACGAUCUGCUCUAUUAUCACAGACACAGCCCUGAGUGACAAGCACAGAGUCCAUCAAUUGUGUAUCUUCGGUGUAGCAGCUGGAAUCUUACAAUGUCUGCACCAAUGAGGAAUUACAAAUGCUGGGUUUUGGGAUGUACCAAUGAACAUCAGAGUCUCUAUAGACUCCCACAAUCUGAGUCACUGAGGACAUCGUGGUUAGAUUUCAUUUUUUAUGGCAAUGUGCCAAAGAAAGUACCUAGAAUCUUACACGUUUGCGCCAAUCAUUUUACACCAGACUGCUUCAAAAACAAGGCCCAAGUUAACGCUGGAUUAUCAACAAGCUUGAUUCUGAAUAAUGAGUCAAUACCAACGCUUCGUUCGCAAACCGUAAAAUCAGAACAAGAUGUAUCUGGUGUCUCUGUCUGUGGCUUCACUGAUCAAACAUCUACAGAGCUUCUGGUUUCUGUCUGUAAGGAAGAAGAGAAGACAUCAGUAAAUCUGCUGGACUGUGGGAUGGAGCUGAAACCAGAAAUCACAGAAGAAGAAGAAGAAGAACAGACAGAUGAAGGGGAUCUGAUUUAUUCAGACCUGAAUGUGAAGUUGGAAAGUUUUCAAUCAAAUAACAUGGAGGAGAAACCUGAUCAUUUUAUUCCUGGAGAAGAAUCUCUGAGCUGCUUGAAGACUGAGAUUUUGUCAUUUGAAGAUUUUUGUACGUGCUUUCAAUGUGGAAAAAUAUUCAAUAGUCAGUUUGACCUUGAUGCACACAUGCAAAUUCACACUGAAGAAAGACCUUACAGUUGUGACCAGUGUGGAAAGACCUUCACUCAAAAGGCAAACUUAAAUAUGCACAAGAAAGUUCACACUGGAGAAAAGCCUUACAGAUGUGACCAGUGUGAACAGAUCUUCCCUUAUAAGUCCCAAUUUAUUGCGCACAAGAGAAUUCACACUGGAGAAAAGCCUUAUAUUUGUGAGGUUUGUGAACUGAACUUUGCUCGUAAGUUCAGCCUUGAUGUGCACCGGAGAACUCACACAGGAGAAAAGCCUUACGGAUGUGACCUGUGUGGACAAAGUUUCAAUUAUAAGUCCUACCUUACUGUGCACAAGAGAAUUCACACUGGAGAAAAGCCUUAUGGUUGUGACAAGUGUGAACGGACUUUCACUUAUAAAUCCCACCUUACUGUGCACAGGAAAAUUCACAAUAGAGAAAAGCCUUACGGUUGUGACCUGUGUGGACAGACCUUUGGCUUUAAGUCUCACCUUACUGAGCACAGGAUAAUUCACACUAGAGAAAUGCCUUAUAGUUGUGACCAGUGUGGAAAAAUAUUCAAUAGUCAGUCCGACCUUAAAGCGCACAUGCAAAUUCACACUAAAGAAAGACCUUACAGUUGUGACCAGUGUGGAAAGACGUUCACUCAAAAGUCAAACUUAAAUAUGCACAAGAAAAGUCACACUGGAGAAAGACCUUACAGUUGUGACCAGUGUGGAAAGACCUUCACUCAAAAGGGAAACUUAAAUAUGCAUAAGAAAAUUCACACUGGAGAAAGGCCUUACAGAUGUGACCAGUGUCAACAGACCUUCUAUUAUAAGCACAAAUUAUUUGCGCACAAGAGAAUUCACACUGGAGAAAAGCCUUACAGUUGUGACCAGUGUGAAAAGAGCUUCGCUUCUAAGUUUAGCCUUGAUGUGCACAAGAGAACUCACACAGGAGAAAAGCCUUACGGUUGUGACCUGUGUGGACAAUCUUUUAAUUAUAAGUUCUACCUUGCUGUGCACAAGAGAAUUCACACUGGAGAAAAGCCUUUCACAUGCGAUAAAUGUGGAAAGAGCUUCACUUUUAGUUGCCACCUUUCUGUGCACAAGAAAGUUCACAAUAGAGAAAAGCUUUACAGCUGUGACCAGUGUGGACAGACGUUCGGCUUUAAGUCUCACCUUACUGAGCACAGGAUAAGUCACACUAGAGAAAAGCCUUACAGUUGUGACCAGUGUGGACAGAGCUUCAUUCGUAGGUUUAGGCUUGAUAUGCACAAAGAAAUUCACAUUGGAGAAAAGCACUACAGUUGUGACCAGUGUGGAGAGACCUUCAUUCGUAGGUUUAGGCUUGAUGCGCACAAAAGAAUUCACGCUGAAGAAAAGCCUUAGAGUGUGAAAAUAGCUUAAUUUUAAAAGUCCAGCCUUAAAGGAAUAGUCUAUCCUUUUUCCAUAUUAAACUAUGUUAUUACCUUAAAGGAAUAUUCAAUUUUCUUAAAAGAAAAAAACAUAUAAUUUACUCACCACAAUGUCAUCCAAAAUGUUGAUGUCUUUC